Fusarium falciforme is the source of this 216-nucleotide messenger RNA. RefSeq lists its product as hypothetical. The transcript has 2 exons. NCBI's taxonomy places the organism in Eukaryota, Fungi, Ascomycota, Sordariomycetes, Hypocreales, Nectriaceae. Bases 1 to 216 code for a protein of 71 amino acids. The record is from RefSeq and is a predicted model, not a curated record.
AUGGCACAUUUCUCAUUCUCUUCGAUCCUGCAGGGCUUUUACCAUGCCUGGCAGUUCAUCUUCACCGUCAUCCUCAUCCUCAUCUGGAUCGUGGCCUGGCUCGUGCAGGCGGGGUCCAUCGACAUGCCCGAGUGGACAAAGGACCUGCGCGACCAAGACGAGGAGGACUGGAAAGUGUACGCUGCCAUCCUGAUAGCUCUGGGUUCUUGGUGUUAA